CUGGAUAACAAGUAUUUACCAUCACAGAGGCCAUAUGGGAAUGUGAGGAGGAGGUUCGGUGUAACUCAGGAGGCUUUGGAUGAGCUUAAAGCGCCUGCGGCUGUGGAACCUCCCCGUCCAAUGAGUUCACACAGGGCUGACUCCAAAAGUAGCAGACAGCUGCCUGAAUGAAAACCAGGAGGAAGGAGGCCCUGCCAGGAUCCUCAGCAUCUCCUGCACCCGAACCAGGCUGAAAGACAGAGCUGUGGCUAGCGACCAGAUAGACGAUGGAGGUGCCACUGGUUAAUUUUGAAAACAUGGAUGAUGUCGGCAUUAACCUGGGCGACCCAAGUGACUCCGGGUACCCUACCUCGCCCACCUCAGAGGCCCCAGAUCAGAAUCUCCUCACCCAUCGUCUGUCUUCUCCUCAUCAGUCGCCACACAGAGGCCGACGUAGGCAUCACUCUGGGCAGGAGGGCUUAUCGCCUUCCUCUCCUCCUACUGUGACCACAAAGGCAAACUCCAGCAGCGGGAGUCUGAUCUCCAACCUGAAGCUUCUGAUCAACAGUGAGUCUCCCACGGACAGCGUCUUCAGUAAAAUGGCGAAAGAUUGCUACGAGAAUGAAGAUUUGUUUGAAAAGCAUUGCAUGGAAGAAAAAGAUGAGAAAGUCGUCAUCAAUAUUUCAGGCCUGAUGUUUGAGACCCAGCUCAGUACGCUGAAUAAGUUUCCAGAGACACUGCUGGGUGACCCCAUGAAGAGGAUAAGCUACUUUGACCCAAUGAAAAACGAGUAUUUUUUUGACAGAAACCCCUUCUUUGAUGGUAUUCUGUACUAUUAUCAGUCCGGGGGGAGAAUCCGCAGACCAGCCAACGUUCCCUUAGAUGUUUUUGCUAAUGAAAUAGUUUUCUACGAGCUGGGUCACGAAGCCAUGGAGCAGUUUCGUGAAGAUGAAGGGUUUAUCAAAGAACCAGAUGUCCUUUUGCCCACCAAUGAACUCAAACGACAGUUCUGGCUCCUGUUCGAAUACCCAGAGAGCUCCAGUGCAGCCAGAUCAGUGGCUUUGGUUUCUGUAUUUGUCAUUGUCAUUUCCAUCUUUAUCUUCUGCUUGGAGACUCUGCCAGAGUUCAGGGAGGACAGUGACUUUGUAUCAGGUGUUGCCCAAUUUAUUAAUGGGACGCAACAAAGUUCUCACCCUGCCACAAAAGACCUGGUGGCAUACUUAACAGAUCCCUUUUUCAUAGUGGAGACUAUUUGCAUCAUUUGGUUCUGCUUUGAGGUCGGCGUCCGUUUUGUGGUCUGCCCCAGCAAGAGUGAUUUCUUCAACAACAUCAUGAAUAUCAUUGACAUAGUCUCGAUUAUUCCCUUCGUGACCCUGGGAACCGAGCUGGCUACGACCCCCGACGACGAUUCAAACUCUAGUCAGAACAUGUCACUGGCCAUCCUAAGAAUAAUCCGUCUAGUGAGAGUUUUCAGAAUUUUUAAGCUUUCCCGACACUCAAAAGGGCUUCAGAUAUUGGGACAGACCUUGAAAGCCAGUAUGAGGGAACUGGGGCUGCUCAUCUUCUUUCUUUUUAUAGGAGUCAUCCUGUUUUCAAGUGCCAUCUACUUUGCAGAAGUGGAUGAACCCCAGACGCAGUUUGUAAGCAUCCCUGAUGGCUUCUGGUGGGCUGUGGUGACAAUGACCACGGUGGGAUACGGAGACAUGUGCCCCAUCACCAUGGGAGGCAAAAUGGUCGGCACUCUCUGUGCCAUUGCUGGUGUCCUGACCAUUGCCCUGCCCGUCCCUGUCAUUGUCUCUAACUUUAACUAUUUUUACCACCGGGAGACUGAGCAGGAAGAGAAACAGAUUAUGGAUGCAGCUGCGGAGGCUGCCCAGAAAACGUCAGCAGCAAACAAGUAUGGAAGCACACCUUCACUAAACAAGAGUAACGGUACCUGGCAGAAUGAGAAAAAUGGCAUGCACUGAUAGAGAACGCAAAGCAUUUAUAUCAAGGGCAUGAAAAACAUGGACAAAUUAAACAUAUCCAGUAGUGAGAUGCACUGGGAGAAAGUAGUCUCUCACUAUUUUGUACUCCAAACAUAGCAGCAUUUGUGCAUAUUAUUACAGUAUUAAUAGGCACUGUGUGGUGGGACAGCCUUUACACAAGUUGUCUGUCUUCUUGUGGAUGUGUCAAAGUGCAAUUAACAGAACUCAGCAGCUACUAAGUCUGGAAAUAUCAUUAUUAUCUUUGAUCCAGUGCAAUUCGAAGAAGGAUGUAGAACCGUAGAUUUGUUAAAGAGUAUAAUUAUAAAAGGAAGUCUAAGUAAGGUG
Messenger RNA from Sphaeramia orbicularis (orbiculate cardinalfish), 2291 nucleotides. RefSeq names its product potassium voltage-gated channel subfamily A member 10-like. Gene Ontology annotation, biological process: protein homooligomerization; action potential; potassium ion transmembrane transport. The record is from RefSeq and is a predicted model, not a curated record. Gene Ontology annotation, cellular component: voltage-gated potassium channel complex; membrane. Gene Ontology annotation, molecular function: protein binding; delayed rectifier potassium channel activity. Lineage: Eukaryota; Metazoa; Chordata; Actinopteri; Kurtiformes; Apogonidae.